Parasteatoda tepidariorum (common house spider) is the source of this 2981-nucleotide messenger RNA. RefSeq names its product 5-hydroxytryptamine receptor 2C. Gene Ontology annotation, molecular function: neurotransmitter receptor activity; G protein-coupled serotonin receptor activity; serotonin binding. Gene Ontology annotation, cellular component: dendrite; plasma membrane. Gene Ontology annotation, biological process: chemical synaptic transmission; serotonin receptor signaling pathway; G protein-coupled receptor signaling pathway, coupled to cyclic nucleotide second messenger. The record is from RefSeq and is a predicted model, not a curated record. NCBI's taxonomy places the organism in Eukaryota, Metazoa, Arthropoda, Arachnida, Araneae, Theridiidae.
CAGUGGGAGAAAUUACGAAAUAUUCUAAAUAUGAAAAAUUCCAGCCUAGAAUAUAAUCAUUGGUUUCAUUGAAAAAUAAUAGGAAAUAAACUUUUUUGCUGCCUUACCGAGAGAAUGUAGUCUAUAUUGGAAUGAACUGUGUGACUUAGAAGAAUGUAAUUCCACUAAACAUGCAGUAAAGUAUUUGGGGAAAGAACGAAACUACUGGUAAUAUGAAACCCAACGACAACGUUUUGCACGCAAGCUGAAGUGUCCACCAGCCAUGCUUCACAGAUUCCCGCUUCUAAGGUUCUAUGAUAUCAACAACCAUCUUUAGUCAAAAGAGAAAUGUACUUCGGUGGAGAGGUCCCCCCUUCCAUCAUCUCUGGAAUAUUCACACAUCAGAAAACCAGAACAUUCCAAUACAAACAGAACGAUUGGCCUUCUCUCAACUCUAAAAACGAUCCGGUGGAUAUUGCUUUUCAACCUUUGGAUAUAACGAUUUUCACAACCAAUAACACGUCUGAAGAUGAUCCAGAGUCUUUUGACAGCCAACUCAAUUUCUUAGACAUCAACAUCACAGCGGAGUUCUGGAGAGAAGGAUAUGAUUCAAAUCUAACUUGUUAUCAUUCAGCAUGUGUGGCUAAUAACGAUACUCUCAAUCCAAAUAUUGUUGGCUUACCCCCGGAUGGAAGAAAUUGGCCCUUCCUUUUCCUGACAGCUUUAGUUGUGGCAGGUGGCCUGGGCAACGUUCUUGUGUGCCUGGCCAUUUGCUUGGAAAAAAGGCUUCAGAAUGUGACGAAUUAUUUUUUGUUAUCCCUAGCUGUGGCGGAUUUAUUAGUAUGUGUUGCGGUUAUGCCCUUUGGUAUUCUGGAUGGUUUUCUUGGUUAUUGGCCGUUUGACUGGCCUAUCUGCAGCGUGUGGGUCACGUGUGAUGUACUCAGCUGUUCGUCUUCAAUUAUGCAUAUGUGCUUCAUUUCAUUAGGACGUUACCUUGGGAUUCGAAAUCCAUUAAAAACACGCUCCAGCUCCAAAAAGAUAGUAAUGAUGAAAAUAGUUUUGGUAUGGCUUGUAUCCAUGGCAAUUACUAGUCCCAUAACUGUCUUGGCAAUGAUUGAUCCUACGAACAUAAUACCCACACGCGGUUUGUGUGCAAUCAACAAUAGAUUCUUUUUCAUGUUUGGCUCCAUGUUUGCAUUCUACGUACCUAUGGUUAUUAUGGUGGUCACCUACGUCCUAACUGUACGUUUACUACAAAGAAAAGCCAAAUUCUUAGCAGAAAAGCCGACCAGAAGAGUACCGUUCAUAAGAAGGGGUCGCAGAUCAUCUCCUUCAUCGCCAUCAGAUAGUACCACUAAAAAUGGCAACAUACAGCAAACUACUUUGAGUACUUGUCAGCACUGUGGACGCUGUCAGGCAAAUGAUGCUAUCUGUGGCGAUACCAAAGGUCUCUUAAGUCCUCAGAGUCGCCCUUCAUCUUCGCAAGGUUUUGUUAGAGUUCGAAUCGGAGGUCAAAGUGGCCAUGGUCAGCACAAUCGAACUUCAACACAACACCAGCAACAGCUUGUUCCAGGCAUGGUGAGGACUCUGGGCACAAACCAAGUCGCAAACGAGCAAAAAGCGACAAAAGUACUUGGUAUUGUGUUUUUCUGUUUCGUUGUGUGCUGGACGCCAUUUUUUAUUUUGAACGUCUUGUUGGUGUUCAUGGAUCCCGAGGAAUUCCAUCCUUAUCUAGCAACAACAUUCCAAUGGUUAGGUUACGUUUCUUCCACUAUAAACCCAAUAAUAUACACGGUGUUCAACAAGACUUUUAAGAGAGCUUUCUGGAAACUGCUGACCUGUAAGUUUCCCUUUGCGAGGCAUGUUAGUCUGAACUCUAACAACGAUCUUUCCACCUGGGCUUUUAGGUCAGCAAACUAUACCACUAAAUCUGGCUCCCCGCCAGAUCCAUAUCAAGACACAACAAUGUGUUAACUGUGCCAAACUAUGCGUAAAUAUUUGCGUUUAUAUUAAAAUUUAGCACUGUACAUACUACUUACUUUCUUUUUCCAUGAACUUUCCAUUAAAAAAAUCCUAUUAAUUUAUUUUAAUUGAACAUUGAACCAUGCAAAGUUUCGAAAGUGUGACACAAACUUUAGUUCAACUCAAAACAAAUAACAACUUACCCAAAAUGCACUUUCAAUUUUACUUGUCUCAAUUUAUUAUUCCAGAAAUUAUUUAAAAAAUGAGAAUCUGCUAUAUUUCUUACUGAAAAGAUUUGAAGUAAAUUAAGUUAGUUAAACCCUAGAUAACUAAAAAAACUCUCGUCCAACGGAAUACCAAUAUUUGCUAACUUCACAAAUUCGGGAAGUUAACGUUACACUUGACAUUCAUCGAAAUUUUUAUACAUUUAAAAGGAUUUCUUAUAAGUUGUGAUAAAUAAUUUAAGGUAAUGCAAAAAUAAAAUGAUACAUAAACGAGUUCAAAAAUAAACGUCUUCAUAAUCUAUGAAUUUAAUAUUUAGAAACAUACAUGAACGAAUAAUAAAUAUUAAAGACCCUCCCUAUGACGUCAUUGCAACACAUUUUGUAAAGUUUCCACUUGCGUUUGUCACAAAAGAGCAUUUCAAUUACUUUAGCACGAAACUAUUAAUUGAUGUUGAGGAUUUGAAAAGCAAAAACUCCGUGAUUUAGUGUCUAACAUAAUGUUCUCAUUUACUCUUGUAUUCGUUUUUUUUUUUCAUUUCAUUCUAUUUUAGGAUAAAUUCCACUAUAAACAGAGAAAAAAAUCUUCAUUGAUAAUUUACCUGAAAGCGUAUGAGUAUUGAUUAUAAUCAAUAAUACUCAUCCGAAUUUAUUUAAGUUUAAAAAAAGGAUUAUAAAAGGAUUAAAGAUUCAUUGCAAGCUUAUAAAUAUGUAUUACAGUAAUCUUAGAAAUAAAUUUUAGAACAACCCAAACAUUUAAAGCAAACCAUAAUUUACUUUAUAACCACUCGAUGUCCUUAAAGAAAAUAAACAUCCAAG